Amoebophrya sp. A120 is the source of this 1429-nucleotide messenger RNA. The record is from the annotation of a GenBank genome assembly. NCBI's taxonomy places the organism in Eukaryota, Dinophyceae, Syndiniales, Amoebophryaceae.
AUGGUGCUGCUCAUCAUUCUGGCCCUCCAGGACGAACACCACUUGAAGCGGCAAAUCGGCACCGGGGCGGCAAUCGCAAACAGCUUCGGCGAACUCGCCCCGACCUCACCAAGACCCAUGGACAGUUCCGGUGGUGCAGCUUCGCAAGGCGUGCAUCUCAGUGCCUCAGCCGGCGGAAGCAAGAAAGCUAUACGUAUAAAUAUGGAAGUUUUGAUAUAAUUUGUGGUAUCUUCGCUGUUUGUGUAGCUUGCUCCCUAAAAAUGUGAUGAAACAAGUGCAGAAUCGGCCACGCAACACAAUACAACAUCCCCGCGGCCAUGGACAACCGCACUACUAGUUGUCCUUGUCUUGAUCUUUUUUGCAUUCCUCCUCAGGUCCUUCCGCCCUUCUCCAGGAGUACAGGGAAAAGUUCCUGAAAUACCCCACCACCACCACCUCCGCCGAGCACGAACACGGGCAAACGACCUUUUUCAACGAGCACAUUGUGCUCGGGCAGUUUCUGGCGUUCGUCGUUCUUGGUGUGUACUGCGAAGAGCAACGGGCGUAUUUGUUAGGCGUCUCCCAGUGGCACGUCUUCGACUUCGUCACCGCGGAGGCGCUGGGCAGCUACCACUCCUUGAACUUCGGAAUUGACGACGGUCGCAGUGCGGUCGAGGCCAGACCUCUCAGCUCCUCGGCCGCAAACGCAAACUCGCUCUUCGGAGCGGGCGCGAGGGGACAGGUACUCGUUGGUCGUUACAAAUCAAAUUUACUACCCAAGAAGAACAAGAACACGCACGAAAUGCACAAGCAUGCGACUUGGACUUGUUGUACUGAAUGAAAAUAGAAUGGUGUCGUGAUUGAUUUGUCUCGCAUGGUCGUUGCCAACAUGAUGAGAACGAAAUCAUACUAAACAGCUUCCCGGUUUCGACUCCAUAACGGGCCGCCCCCUGUACGGAACAAAAUACGACCGCGAUCUGUCCGCCGCCACCGCGACCGCCCAGGGCGAGAGCCUGUACCGGUACGGGGCUGCACCGUUCAAUAACAUGCUGAGUCAGCAGUACCCCAUGACGUCCUCCAGCCUGAAUUUCUCCACGACGAUGGGCAUCAAAAACCUGUCCAAGCACGGCUUCCCGGAAAUCGUCCACUCGACGACGUGCGUAGCGGUUCUGAAGGACGUACUGAUUCGCGCGCUCUCGCCGAAGCACUGGACUGUGAUCAAAACCUACGAAGCGCAAACGCAAAGGAAGGAAAAGGAGCACUUGCAACGUACUAAACGGGUUGAUGUGUUUUUUCUUUUGAGUUUUCCCUUGAAAUCUGUUUCUAUCUUCGUAGUUCUGUGUGUCUCUACUGCGCAGGUUGAAAUUUGAAUUUUUUGACUCCUAGUUUUCUACUUGUUGAUCUGAACCGCUUGAUGUGCUCUCCCUUCAACCACAGGCGCCGCAGCCAC